Messenger RNA from Caenorhabditis remanei, 501 nucleotides. RefSeq lists its product as uncharacterized. The transcript has 2 exons. NCBI's taxonomy places the organism in Eukaryota, Metazoa, Nematoda, Chromadorea, Rhabditida, Rhabditidae. Bases 1 to 501 code for a protein of 166 amino acids. The record is from RefSeq and is a predicted model, not a curated record.
AUGCACGAGGUGAUUUUCGACGAAACUCUGGAAAGUAAACUCAAAAAGAUGACUUGCGAGGAGUCGGAGUCUUCCGGCCCCGACUACGUCGUUUUCAAUUACGCCGAGGUUAUUUUGGCACUAGCAUUUUCGACAAACAAGGAAAAAGAUAUCCCGAAAUCACCACCGUUCCAUCCGCUCCAAACCAAAAUUGCAUGCGGAACCCGUGUGACAAAGUGUGAAGACGAAUUAUCAGAUAUAUGUCUCAUGGGACCCAAAAACUCUCCACUUAAACAAUCAGAAAUCAAGAAUGGAUCCCCUGGAACUGGAUGCUCUGGUGGUGAUGGAUCCAGUGGAUUGUGUAUGGGCGGUGGUGGUGGUGCUGUGAAAAAUCAAUCAGACAAGAAGUCAGGAGACGGUGAUGUCGAGGAAAAAGGAUCAAAGGAUAGCGAAGGAGCUGUUUCAUCUGCAUCCACGCCAAUGACUCUCUUGUCUCUUGUAAUUGCCCUUAUUAUGGCAUAG